Messenger RNA from Aureobasidium vineae, 1983 nucleotides. The record is from the annotation of a GenBank genome assembly. NCBI's taxonomy places the organism in Eukaryota, Fungi, Ascomycota, Dothideomycetes, Dothideales, Saccotheciaceae.
AUGAAUGAGGCUACCAACGGAGCUUCUCCAAAGCGCUCGCCUUCGACCAAGGAAAAGGUCAAGAGCUUGGGCCGUGAAACCAAAGCGAAGACCAAGAACUUAUUGCAUCUCAACAAACACACUUUGACUCCCGAGGAAGAAGCUGCAGAGGGCCAAGCCGACGAUCCGUACGAAGAAAUCCGUCACGACCCAGCCUUUGACCCAUCUCAAUUGGUCUCUCANAAACCCAAGCUCUCGGCUCGCAUCGCUGGCGGUCUUUCGAAUGGUGUAAAGAUUAUCAUCCACCCUCAAGAUGCUGCCAAGAAGCUGGCCGCCUCUAAAGCAGCCAUACAGGAUCGUCCCUAUCUAUCUGAGGAAGCUGACAAGGAAUUCCUCGAUGCACACGAAAGUCUCUCGAGAGCGAAAACAUCGGCUUCGCGCUCAAAUGUAUCUGGUGACCAAGACGCGGUCGAUGAUCAGCGUGAGCGUGUCCAAAGGAUAGAAGGCCUAAGACAGAGCAGAAAGGUGGCCUGGACAUCGAGCCGCCACUUUAGACGCGCCCUCGUCUUUCCCAAACGCGAGUUUUCAACACCCGCAAAGGAGGAUUACACUUAUGUCGACACUCAAACUGGCCAGCGUCGUGUCAAUUGGCUGGAGUGGCUGAAAGCACGCCAACUCAAUGCCAUACAAAGCUUCGCCACGAAUCGUAUGGGUCAGAUAGAUUACACGGGACAGCCUCCAUUCGAUAGAGAGGCUUCAUCACGCUUUGUAGAGCGCAUCCUCAUUGCCUCUUCGCCAUGGCAAACCUUCUUUCUCUCACUCCGGAGCUUAUACCUUUGGGAGAAUCCGGCAAAAUCGAGAAAGUGGCUAGCCAUCUGGUUGUACAUCUGGUAUCUCGAUUACUGCAUCACGUUCAUCCUGGUAUACUGCGCUGUCACUGUGUUACAAAACAGAUUCCAACGCAAGCAGGUUGAAGAGAUGCGCGAGGCGUACACGUCUGCACUUCAAAAAGGUAGUUCUGCUUACAAGUUUAGUGCUCUUCUUCAGCAGCACGGAGCAGACUGGAUCGACCCUGUCAUUGAGAGUGCGGGACCCAAGAUACAGAUGCAGUUGUCUGACAUGGCCGAUACGCUAGAGUCACUGAACAACUUCUACGACUGGCGCGAUCCGAGGCUCACUUGGGCUACGCUCUUCUUCUUCUUCACGGCGAUUCUGCUGGGAAUCUUUACACCUAGUGAAUACUCCAUCAAGAUCGUGAGCAUGUCUUGCAUUACCGUGUUCUUCGGAUCCCGCUACAUUGCUCACUACCACCCCGAGUACCGACAUGUUGUCAACGCCUUCAACUACAUCUUUUGGGGCAUUCCGAAUGACGCGGAUUGGUCGAUGACAUAUCUCAGGGAAAAGGCUCAAGAGACUAGAGCGGAAGUGAUUGCAAAGCGAGUCCAAGAAGAGUGGGAUAAGGAUCUCUCUCAACCAGGAGGAGGACUGGCCGCCGGUAGCCUGGACAUUCCCACGGUCACUACAACGACAUGGCCACAAGACGAUCAGUUGUCGGAUAGCGAGGACGACGAUGCUGCGAGCUUCCACACGACAGACUCUUCGACCAGCAUUCUCGGUGGCCUCGACAUCUUGUCGUUCCGAUGCUCUAUGCGCAACGUACCUGGUCGUCUGGUCAUCUUUUCGGACGGCCUUUAUUACCGACGAACGUCUCCAGUUGCGUCGGCCCGCAAGGAAGUCUGGCGCCGUCUAUGGUCGGAGCUCGUGGAAAUUGAAAAGACUGAACCCAAGACUGCUGGGUUGGUCAAGUCGGACGGCAUUCGUCUUGCCUUUGCAGACGGAGUCGAGGCGAAGCUCGAGCAUGUCCGUCAGCGCGACAAGGCCUUCAACUGCAUCAUUGGCUUCUCUGGUUUGAAGUUCCAAAUUGUUCUUCCUGGAGCCGCAACGGGAGCAGACCACGAGACUUUCGGUCAAGACAACAAGGAGUUUGGGUUCAAAAAGGGUUGA